Messenger RNA from Knipowitschia caucasica, 525 nucleotides. The record is from the annotation of a GenBank genome assembly. NCBI's taxonomy places the organism in Eukaryota, Metazoa, Chordata, Actinopteri, Gobiiformes, Gobiidae.
AUGUGCCGGCCUGUGUCCUGGUGUGCCGGCCUGUCUCCUGGUGUACUGGCCUGUCUCCUGGUGUGCUGGCCUGUCUCCUGGUGUGCUGGCCUGUCUCCUGGUGUGCUGGCCUGUCUCCUGGUGUGCUGGCCUGUCUCCUGGCCUGUCUCCUGGUGUGCUGGCCUGUCUCCUGGUGUGCUGGCCUGUCUCCUGAUGUGCCGGCCUGUCUCCUGGUGUCCUGGCCUGUCUCCUGAUGUGCCGGCCUGUCUCCUGGUGUGCCGGCCUGUCUCCUGGUGUACUGGCCUGUCUCCUGGUGUGCUGGCCUGUCUCCUGGUGUACUGGCCUGUCUCCUGGUGUCCUGGCCUGUCUCCUGAUGUGCCGGCCUGUCUCCCGGUGUGCCGGCCUGUCUCCUGGUGUGCCGGCCUGUCUCCUGGUGUGCCGGCCUGUCUCCUGGUGUGCUGGCCUGUCUCCUGGCCUCUCUCCUGGUGUGCCGGCCUGUCUCCUGGUGUGCCGGCCUGUCUCCUGGUGUGCUGGCCUGUCUCCUGA